Linderina pennispora is the source of this 1365-nucleotide messenger RNA. RefSeq names its product ATP synthase F1, gamma subunit. Gene Ontology annotation, molecular function: proton-transporting ATP synthase activity, rotational mechanism. The record is from RefSeq and is a predicted model, not a curated record. NCBI's taxonomy places the organism in Eukaryota, Fungi, Kickxellomycota, Kickxellomycetes, Kickxellales, Kickxellaceae. The coding region runs from base 137 to 1015 and encodes 292 amino acids. Gene Ontology annotation, biological process: proton motive force-driven ATP synthesis. The transcript is spliced from 3 exons.
GUGCUAUCAGCGCGGUCCAAUACCUCGAAGCAGCCUUCGCAUUUGCACUUUUCGCGCAAUUAGCUCUUCCUCCUCCUUAUUUUUCUUUUUUAUUUCUCUCAAUCGAAGAAGGAACGCUGUAAAGGAAACGAAAACCAUGUUUGCUCGCUCGGCUAUCGCUACCCGCUCCGCGGCCCCCACUCUCAAGGUCGCUGGUCAGUCUCGUAACAUGGCCACGCUCAAGGAGAUCCAGGUCCGCCUGAAGUCGGUCACCAACAUCUCCAAGAUCACGGCGUCGAUGAAGAUGAUUGCGUCGACCAAGACGACCCGUGCCCAGCGUGCCAUGAACGUUGCGCGCGCGUACGGACAGGUGUCGAACGACUUUGUGAAGCAGUCCGGUGUCGAGAAGGCUGAGGGUGCCAAGGAGCUGCUGGUGGUUGCGUCGUCGGACAAGGGUCUGUGCGGUGGUAUUCACUCGUCGCUGUCGCGUGCCUCGCGCCGGUACCUGGCCGAGAACGCCGAGACUCCGGUGGUUAUCCUCGGUGACAAGGCCAAGGUCCAGAUCCAGCGUGCGUACGCAAACAACAUCCGCUACAACUUCAACCAGCUGGGCUCGACCAUCCCGACCUUUGACGAGACGUCGGCCAUUGCCAGCACCAUCCUUGCCGACAAGUCGAUCGAGUUCGACAACGCCAAGAUCCUGUACAACCAGUUUGUCAGCGCCAUUGCCUUCGAGACCGGCUCGAUCGAGUCGUUCCCGAUUGCCCAGAUCGUUGAGGCUCCCAACUUUGCCGCCUACGAGGUCCAGGACGAGAUCCUCGAGAACCUGAACGAGUUCCUGUUCGCCAACAACCUGCACUGGGCUCUUGUCGAGGGCCACGCCUCCGAGAUGGCUGCCAAGCGCACUGCCAUGGAGAACGCGACCAAGAACGCCGGCGACAUGAUCCAGAGGCUCACUCUGCAGUACAACCGUGGUCGCCAGGCCGUCAUUACCAACGAGCUCAUCGACAUUAUCACUGGUGCCUCUGCUCUCUAAGCUCUGUGUGCGUGCGAUGCAUUGAAUGUCUCCUUAUCCUCUUUACGUCUCUGUUUUUCACUGUUGGAACAUGGAGUCUCUUUUAAAUCCGGAAAUGCUCUAUCUCCUCCCCCUGUAUUUGCACUAGUUUAUCCCUGCCAGGGUUUACCCCGGGUCAGUAGGUGAUGGAGAGGCGGCAUGCCCAGGCGGCACAAUUGCGACUCCUGUUUCCGGGUACCCGUCCGAUGCGGCCUGGCUGCCUAUGCCGAAAAGUGCAUCAGCGUACAUUGGGGUUGGGCUGCGCGGUGAGUGGGCUGCAAGGACAAUUGGAGGAGUUUAUGCUGAGAGAAACCGUGUAUAUCAACAUGCGU